AUGGCCGACAUUCGAGCUGAGACCAGUUCUCUCAAGCCCCAAUUCUUUGUCACUAGACAGAAUGGGGCCAUGGUGCCGCUCAUCGCAAUGGAUGAGCUACCUCAUCAUAUACAAAUCCGGAAUCUGUCCAGGACUCUAUCAACCUGGGACACAGCAGGCAUGACUGGGAUCGGAGUUGCCCCAAGCCGUCAUGAAUACUACAUCGUUGACGCCAUCAACAAUUCCAUCCCGCCAUUUGCUAGAUCCACCCAGCAAAAAGAGCCAUCAGUGGAAACAACGACUUUACCAAUCCGUUCCCCUCAAUCACCGGCCAGACCAACCGCCGUGCUCCGCAGGGACAUCAAGGAACACAAUCUGGAAAGUCUUGCUGAGGAGGGAAGAGCAUAUGGGGUCGAAGACCAGACGGCUUCAGAAGUGGACACGCCAAUCUCAACCAGUUCCCUCAUCGACUUUGAUAUUCCCAUGAGUAGUCCAAGUCCUACGGAGACCUCACCGACAAUCUCAGUCGGAUCGAGCGCUGUGAACGUCGCACGGCCUCAUGGCAAGAAAACCCACUGUGCCUACUGGAUGCGCAAAGGCGAAUGCGAUUUUGCUCAGACUGGUUGCAUCUACAAGCAUGAGAUGCCAACCGAUCUUGCUGGCCUACACGCAGUUGGUCUACAGGACCUUCCGAAAUGGUACCGUGAGAGAUACGGCAAGGGAAGUUUACUUGUUGGAAAUGGCCACAGCAGAUUGAGCCAUGGAAUCCAUGACAUGAACUGGAGACGAGGCUCGGGCCUUCAGGAGAUGUCUCGAGCUUCCAGCCGCCAAAGCUAUAUUUCCAACCGCUACUCCACUGCCAGCACCCCUUCUACCAACAAUCGUGGACGAAAGGCAGAUAAUCGAACUGCUGAGAGCUCAGCCGAUGAGCGUGUCGACGUCGAGGACGACAAGCAGACCAAUCUCGCACAAGACAAGCGAGAGUUGAUCAGACGACACGAAGAGGCGUUGAAUGCAGCAGCGCGAAAGCGAGAUGAAGAUGCCUUUAGGAAAGGUAAUCUCAUGAUGACUGGCUGGGCCCAUCCCAGUCUAAGACCGGUUUUUUCUCGUCGCGGACGGGCUUUACACCUUCGACGGGAGGUGAAGGAUGGAAAGAAAGACGGAAGUGCUAAGGUGGCUGCUGGAAGUGCUAAGGUGGCUGCUGGAAGUGCAUCGUCGUCGCGCACCACUACUCAAGGUAAAGCUGGAUCUGCUGAUGGUGAGGCGAAGAAGGCCAAAGGCACAUCCAGCGGAAGCUCAAAGUAG
Molecule: messenger RNA, 1284 nt
Organism: Exophiala mesophila
Lineage: Eukaryota; Fungi; Ascomycota; Eurotiomycetes; Chaetothyriales; Herpotrichiellaceae
Exons: 1
Coding region: 1-1284 (427 amino acids)
Molecular function (GO): metal ion binding
Source: RefSeq, a predicted model, not a curated record